AUGUCGACCGGCAUUGGUCCAUGGGGUGAUAAACAUGAUGAACAUCAUGUUGGCCUUAGUCGUCGUUCAUUUGAUCAAGAGUAUGAUAAGACGUCACCAUUUGAAUUUACCAAUCGUUCGUUUGCUCGACAACAACCAUGGCGUACAUAUCCGAUCUUAGGUGGAGAAACAGGUGAUGAGUUAGAUACACAUCCAUUAAUAAAAGAACAACGAGAUAAAUUACUACCAAAUAAAUCAUUGAAUCCUGAAUACAAUCGAUAUUUUGAUGAAAUUGAAAAGAAAGAGACCAAAGAUGGAAAAUUACAAAUAAGAGAAGAUCAUUUAGCACUUUUCUCACCACAAACAAAAAAGGUUAUUCUUUUUGACAUGGGUUUAAAACCAAGUGCAGGUGAUAUUGAUCGUGACCACGCUAAUAAUCCACGUUAUCGUGUUUGGGGUUUGCCAUAUUUUAUGGCUCCAUAUGAUGCUCGUGUUCUUUUUCCAAUCGGUUUUUCAGCAGUGGUAUUAAUGCGUAAUAUGUAUUUACGUCGACCUUUUUUUUCAGCAAGACCUGUUUAUGCGGCAACGAUCGUUGGUGGAUUCUUGUUUGGUUCAUGGUGGGGAAAAUUUCGUGAACAACGUAUGCUAGAAAAAGAACUGAAUAUUUGGGAUUAUGUUCGGCGACAUCCUCAAGAUUUUCCUGAAGUAUUUGAAAAACGACGAACAUAUAAAGAAAUCUUUCAAUCAUGGAGACCACUACGUUAA
Molecule: messenger RNA, 744 nt
Organism: Rotaria socialis
Lineage: Eukaryota; Metazoa; Rotifera; Eurotatoria; Philodinida; Philodinidae
Source: the annotation of a GenBank genome assembly